This is a messenger RNA of Coniophora puteana RWD-64-598 SS2, 1517 nucleotides long. RefSeq lists its product as uncharacterized. Gene Ontology annotation, cellular component: nucleus; cytoplasm. Lineage: Eukaryota; Fungi; Basidiomycota; Agaricomycetes; Boletales; Coniophoraceae. The coding region runs from base 99 to 1451 and encodes 450 amino acids. The record is from RefSeq and is a predicted model, not a curated record. The transcript has 10 exons.
AUGAUACCUCGUUUAAUCCGUCACCUACGUGAGCAAGAGCCGCACACGCGCUCGACAGACUAGAGCAGCACAGAACAGAACAAGGAAAGUGAUACAGAAUGGUCGCACCAGUCGCACAGGAGGAGCUGCCCAUCCUCGAGGCCGUAAUCAACAUCCGCAACCGUCUUACCGCUCUCAAACGAGAUCGCGGUGAAUUUAUCAAGGCUUCCGACGUCAACACGCUCUACCAGCAAGUCGUCAAGCAAGUCACCAAACUUAACGACGUCCGCGACGAGAGUCAGACAUACAACAACCGCGUCGACACCACUCUCGCCGAUGUCUUCCAGCUUCUCUCUCUAUGCUAUCUUACCCUCGGCCGCACGAAAGAGUGCCCCGCCGUAUACUCCCAGAUCGCCUCCAUGAGGCAAAUCCUCAACCACAUGAACGAAUCCGGAGUCUACAACGAAUCCGACCUCGCCCCCUUUCAUCGCCGGCUUGAGGAACUCCGCCAAAUAGUUCAGCAUGACGCUGAAAGCGGGAAGCAUCCGAGAGCAAUGACGACCCUUUUAGAACGCCAGCUGAACGAAUGCGAUGCUAUCGUGGAAUCGCUGCAAGAAUCUCUUUCCGUCCUCUCCGUUGAGCUUAUCCCCAUUCACGAACGGCUGGUCACCAUACGACGGCAGCUCGUUGCCCUUGCCUCAAAGGAAGGAUCGCAUAAAACUGAGCUCAAGCCGCUUCAGGAGGAGCUCAGAAAGAUCGAUUCGCAGCGUGUCGACGGCAAGUUUCUUGGUCCAGGCGGCAUCGUCCCCGCGUCCCAGGUGCUCUGCUCGUCGCUCCUAGAAGAGCUCUUUGAGAUAUUACAGGAGGUCAAGGCGCGAGAGGAUUCAAAGAACGUCGCGUCGUCUCUCAAGGCAAUAUACGACCGGCUCAGCCAGAUCCGCCAGGAGCUCGAGAACCUCGUGUUCACGCACCGGUGGAGUCUCCGCGAGACCGACCUGUAUAAUUAUCAGCUGAGUCUGCAAGAGAUCGACAAGAUGCGCGUAGACGGCAAGUUUAUCGACUCGGAAGAGAAUCGACCGCCGGGACAGUUUGUACUGCUAUACUUGCUCAGACGAUGUUAUGGCUUGAUCUACAGGCUGCUGUCCUCGAGUGAACCGGUGUCCGAAGAGCUUAUGCCAGUAGCAAAUAAGCUUUCCACAGUCAAGAAGUGUCUGAACGAAGUCUUGAAAUAUGGCGGCCCGUUCAGCCCUCGCGACUUAUAUCCCUAUCAACUUGCGCUGCACCAGAUAGAAUCCAUGCGUAAAGAGGGAAAGUUCGUUGGGGUGGACGGGAAUAUACCUGAAGGACAGGGUAUCGUCAUGGCGCAUCUGAAUGAGUGCCAUGAACUGUUGGAGAUGCUGAAAGAAUCCAUGGAUGAAGUAGAGGAUGAAGAGUUUGACGACGAUGAGGAUUUUGAUGAGGCAGAAGAAUAGGACUAGGCAGUACCAUUAUAAGCUCGUCAUCUUUUCAUAACCAUAUGGUAUACAUAAACCCCUCGC